AUGGAUAAGUUUCGGAUAAUGGUCCAGUUUUUGCAAGCCAACCAAGAGUCCUUCAUGAAUGGCAUCUGUGGCAUCAUGGCUCUGGCAAGUGCUCAGAUGUAUUCCUCAUUUGAGUUUACAUGCCCUUGCCUUCCAGACUACAAUUAUGCCUAUGGGAUAGGCAUUCUCAUCGUUCCGCCAAUAUGGUUCUUCUUACUUGGAUAUGUAAUGAACAAUAACAUAUCAGUGUUAACUGAAGAAUGGAAGAGACCCGUUGGAAAGCGCAGCAAAGAUCCGGCGGUUUUGCGCUAUAUGUUCAGCUCUAUGACGCAGCGCGCUCUCAUCGCUCCGGCUGUAUGGAUAGCCGUGACUUUAAUGGACGGCAAGAGCUUUUUGUGCGCCUUCAGCCCCACGGCGGAUUUAUCCGAGUUCCUCAACGAGAGCUAUCAAAGCUUAUCCCAAAAAGAGCUUCUGAAAAUACAAGCAAAGAUUCCAUGUAAAGACAUAUUUGAGGAGCAUGAGAUUAUUUCCAGAGAAGCGGCCACUAGGUAUAUUCGCUGUUUGUCACAGGCAUGCGGGUGGACUUUUUUGAUGGUUAUAACACUCGUAGCCUUUUUGGUAAGGGCAAUAAGACCUUGUUUUACCCAAGCUGCUUUUCUUAAAACCAAAUACUGGUCGCAUUACAUUGACACAGAGCGCAAACUAUUCGACGAAACGUGCAAAGAGCACGCCAAGAGCUUCGCCAAGGUCUGCAUACAGCAAUACUUCGAGAGCAUCAGUGGAGAAAUUGUUCCACAGCUUCCACAGCCCCCUGGAAAGAAAGGGAAAGGUAAUAAAGAUGACGAUGGAGAAAAACAGAAGAGUGACGAGGAGAGGCUUCUUGGGAUCCGAAAAGAAGGCGACAUGAACAAAGUGCUCUGGAACUGGCAUACAUGUAAACCUGCACUGCUGCUGAAUAAACGCACUGAAGAAAUGAAUGGACAUGCACACUUAGAUACCCACAGUCUCACUGAUGAGCGCCAUACCAAAAAAAAAGCUGUGGUGUAUUAUUCCAAAGUCUGA
Messenger RNA from Danio aesculapii, 1041 nucleotides. RefSeq names its product calcium homeostasis modulator 1a (gene calhm1a). Gene Ontology annotation, molecular function: monoatomic cation channel activity. The record is from RefSeq and is a predicted model, not a curated record. The coding region runs from base 1 to 1041 and encodes 346 amino acids. Lineage: Eukaryota; Metazoa; Chordata; Actinopteri; Cypriniformes; Danionidae. The transcript is spliced from 2 exons.